ACAGGUCCAGGCCAAAUACAUGUAAUAAGAAACUCAGAGAACCUGCUACAGUACCGGUGUGAUCGUUGCUGUUGCUGUUGCUGUUAUUGUUGUAUCGACACUCGACUGUUACUACAAGCUAGCUACAUGUACAUGUACAUGUACAUGUACAUGCAUCUAUAGCUGUGGCUAUGGUCCACUUUGAAAUAAUUUCUCCAACAGACGUUCACGAUGACCAGGAAACCAUCAAAGCCGAAAUCGUUCCUCAAAAACCCAAUCACUCCGCCAUGGACGUUACUAGUACUAGUACUACACGAGUGAAUCUGGUCUUAUCUUCCUCUCGUCUGUUGAGCGGUCGAGCUCUCACUGAUUGCCGUCAUGCCGACGACCCGUCUUGCAGCGGCGGAGUGGCGGCAGUCGCUGCCUAUGCAAGAAGCGAAAGUGUGCGAUCAUCCAACAAUGACGGGACUGAACUCACACCCACACUCGUGAUUCCCCAGUUUGACUUUCAAAGUCCCUUCAUCCAGCAACAUCCUCUGCAAUGGGCUGCCAAUAGACUGGUACUACAACACUUGUUGGGAUGGAAACUGUUCCUCGCACGAAGCUGGUUCUUGAAUACUGGAGGAAGAGAGCAAUCCAGGGAUAUCUCACCCUUGCAAACUAAGCAAUGGCCUCUACUCAUUUCCAAUGUCGCUGUACCUUCGACAAACUCAUGGUAUCACUACACAAAAGGAGUAUUCCUAGAUCAACACACGAACUUGGCUAUCAUCAGCAUUGUUGAAGAAAUCGAUGUCUCCAACUUUCACCAUCCACAGAUUCAAUCUGCCAAAAAUAUGCUAGAUUUCAUUCACAUACAAAACAAUCACAGGGGAUGCCAAAACAAUGACAAUCACAAUCACAAUGACAACCCAUACCAAAACAUUUACCAACUUUACAUACAAAACUACACAAAUACACAGUCUCGACCUCCAGCCUCGUCCAACAACAACGGCAAAAACUGCUGGAUUCCCGUCAUUGUUGCAGACUUGGUCUCCUACCAAAACAAUACACUCCUGCAAGCACUGACGGAAUACAAAUACCCUCCGGCACUCUUCUGGGAUUACGGGGGAGUCAAUCCAUUACUCACUCAAGAACCCAAACUAUUCGGAGACAAAACAUGGGCACUCGGCUUCAGAACCAGUGGAAACUUCUUUCAACAAGUACAACUACGAACCUAUGGCCACGGACAGGUCAUUAACGCAACCCUGAAACGCACUGACAUCACGCAAACAUUACCAGAACAACUCAAAGAUGAUCUAUAUCGAGCACACAUCGACACGCUGCGACAAUACGCCGACGAAACCAUCGCUAACGAUCCCAUUGUAGGGCAAGCAGCACACCACUUUCCCCUGGUAAAGGCCGAUGGCAUUGUCAGAUGUGAGGCAGGGGAGUGUGAAGCGGGAAACUUGUUCACGGAUGCCUUGAGAUGGCACACACAAGCCGAUUUCGCAUUUGCUAACUCGGGGGCGUACCAUGGCUCGGGGUGGCCAGCUGGGCCAAUUCGCGUGUCGCAGCUAUGGGAAACUCUGCCAUUUGCCAACACCUUGUGCACCGGCAUCAUGUCAGGGAUCAGCAUGUUUCGCAUGUUCAAUUUCAGUACCAGCAGUGCCACCUUCUCAGGAGCAGACACCGUUGCAGGAGGGGAUCUCAUGCAAGUUUCAGGGGUUCGUCUGACUUACAACACGCAACUUGUGGGAAGUCGAUUGGUGGGGUUGGACAUCUGGAAUCAGACGCAACAAGAAUACCAGCCUGUAGAACGACUGCAAAUGUACAAAUUCGCCUCUGACUCCUACAACUGCCUAUUCAACGAUCCAUUCAACCAAUUCACUGGAUCGCUGUUGACGAUACCAGGAGAAUCGCCGGGAAAGGUCAACCAGGACUUGGAGCAAGAAGUUGUGGCAUCCUUCCUCUCACAACUUGAGCAACCAUACGACGGAUCCAUUUCAGGUCGGCUUGUCAAUGACACCACAAUCAAAACCCACAUCCAUUUCGUUCAAACAGAAGAAAACUGUGAUGCAGGUACAUCGUACUGGUUGGAAGACUACACGACGUGCUUUGAAUGCCCACGCAUUGAUGGGGUAUCCAUCGUCGUUGCCGACGAAGGCGGUGUCAUGCAAUUAGAGGGCGUCAGUGGUGACCCGACUGUCGAUUCCAGCUCAGUUGCCAUCCGAAACGACGGCGAAUUCGCGGUGGAUGUUAUAGUGAAGUCGACUCCUCAGUUCUUGCACUACACUGGCUCCAUGGCUGCAGUAGGUAACCAACGAUGGAUCGCUGUCGAUGCAGGAGGCACAUUGACACUGCCUUUUGGGGCGUCCGGGGAAAGCAUGUCAGAAGGUUCCGCUUUGGGGGAAGUGGCAAUUGGAGUGUCUGAUGGCGGCGGCGAAUUCCCAGGGUGCGUAGGGGAUGAUCUACGAUUCGAAGUGAACAUGUCGGUCCUACCUCAAGCACAACUGAAUCAACUGGGAUCUAUUCGCGCCGUUGGCUGGACUUUAGCAGCAAUCGUAUUGUUCACUUCCCUUGUAUACUCGGUUUGGUGUGUCUAUUUCCGAAGGCAUUUUGUGGUGCGCAGUUUGCAGCCCAUGUUCCUGCUGCUCAUUUGCGGAGGCGUAUUUGUCAUGGGGUCGGCGUUGAUUCCUCUCAGUUUCGAUGACGAGAUUGCUUCACCUGAAGGGAUGAGUAUCGCGUGCUCAUCAAUUCCAUGGCUACUGAGUGUUGGGUUCACAGUUGCGUUUUCGGCAUUGUACUCCAAACUACGGCGUAUCAACAUCCUGUUCCUGCAUACUCGUGGGUUGCGGCGAGCAGUUGUGAAAGAGAGAGACGUCUUGGUUCCCUUUGCCAUUUUGCUCAGUGCCAACAUUGCAGUGUUGGUCACUUGGCAAGUGGUUGAUCCUCUGCAGUACCACCGCGUGCCUCUCGACGGAGAACCUUGGAGUUCCGUAGGGGUAUGCGAUGGCUCAAGAGAAAAUUCGCGAUUAGCUUUUUAUGCUGCUAUUGGAGGGAUCAAUGCGGUUGCCCUUGGGCUGGCAGUCGUCCAAGCAUACCUGGCGCGAAAUCUUAGUCUCGAUUUCAGUGAAGCUGGAAACAUGGGAAUGGCAAUCUUCAGCUGGGUUCAGUUUUCCAUUGUUGGGAUCCCUGUUCUGUUCCUGAUUGAAGAAACGAACACAACUGCCCGAUACUUUGUUCAGAUCACGCUUCUCUUUGCUGUUUGCAUCAGCUUGCUGUUAUGGAUAUUCAUUCCGCUGACCCUGCAGUGGUGGAAGAAGAGGGGCAACCCAAGGAGCCAAAGUACUGUGCAUGUCUCUGGUGUUCGGCCUACUCCACCCAAUAGUUCUAUGGUCGCAAAGUACUCUCUGACGGCAUCCAACACCAUCCCCCACAAGUCCACCUUACCCAUGAUGCCAUCGCACGUGGAAAACGAAGAAGAACAGCAAAACCAAGCAGCUGAUGCACUUUCCGACAUUUCUUGUGAAUCAUUUGCAGACGACAGCAGAGGUUAGUAGUCUAGGGUACUCCUGCUGUUUGUGCACGACUGCUUCAGAAAGAAAUAGAGAAGGUUUGUUGGAGGCACGGCACACGACACUGCGUUCAAUAGCUCAGAUAAUGUAUGUAUCAAAACUUGGAUUGAGCGUUAAGAGUUCUUCCCAGCCAUGUUGUCCACAGUACGUGCAACCGCAUGUGAACUUCCGAGGUUGGCUCUCCCGCAGUUCGUCUUUUGUUGUUCUUGUCAUUAUGUAAGCAGCCAUGCACGGUACCUCCAAAUCCACUACUAAAACUUGCAAAUAUUUGAAAAAAGAGGUGCAG
This is a messenger RNA of Seminavis robusta, 3819 nucleotides long. Lineage: Eukaryota; Bacillariophyta; Bacillariophyceae; Naviculales; Naviculaceae. The record is from the annotation of a GenBank genome assembly.